Molecule: messenger RNA, 3844 nt
Organism: Ahaetulla prasina
Lineage: Eukaryota; Metazoa; Chordata; Lepidosauria; Squamata; Colubridae
Gene: HHIPL1
Product: HHIP like 1
Exons: 9
Coding region: 445-2889 (814 amino acids)
Cellular component (GO): membrane
Source: RefSeq, a predicted model, not a curated record
CUUUUGGAUCUGAUGUGCUUUGGAAAACUGAGGGCGGGGCGGGAAAGGGGAAUCUAAGCUUCGCUUGUCCGCUGGGAGAAAUCCACCACUUCACUGGAAAGGCCGUGAGGAAAGUCGCAACCCGGUGGAGAAUCUGCUGGGCUAUCGCUUGACUUGAUUGAGCGCGUCUCUCUCUCUCUCUCUCUCUCUCCUUUUCGCGAAGGGCCCCUCCCGCCGUUUCCCAAAAGGCACUUCCAUUCCAGCGCCCAUAAAGCAAGCCCUAAACAGGCUGCGGGAUCUAAAAGGCCCGACGGGAUCUGCCGAGGGGAGCGGGGCGCCUUCUGAAGGCGGCGGGCCGAAGCCUGAGCCGGAGAGAAUCAUGCUCAGGACGGCGCCUGGGAACUCCCGCGCCCUUGUUCUCCGCAGUUACCCCGCUGGACUGCGCCUACCCUAGCCCGAGGAAGCAUGACGAGGGGCCCUGGGCGCCGAUCCUGGACUCUGGUAGCCUGGCUGGCCCUGUUCACAGAACUGGCGUCGAGCCAUCCACAAUGCCUGGAUUUCAAACCGCCUUUCAAGCCUCCUCGCCCUCUCACUUUCUGCGUGCAGUACUCAAACUUCGGCUGCUGCGACGCGGGGCGUGAUGCUGCCCUGUUGGAACGUUACUAUCGCAUCAGCGAGCAUUUUGCCGAGGCCACCUACACCGUUUGCGCCGGCCACCUGCAGAGCCUCCUAUGUCAGGAAUGUUCUCCUUAUGCUGCUCAUCUAUAUGAUGCUGAAGACCCUUCUACUCCAGAGAGAACUGUUCCUGGACUUUGCCAAGAUUACUGCAUACAAGUGUGGCAAGAUUGUAGGUCAAUGUUUCAUUACUUCACUCCUGAUAAAGAGUUACUGGCACUGGAAAAUAACAGGGUUAAGUUUUGUCGUUAUUUGUCCUUGGAUGACACAGACUACUGUUUUCCUCACCUCUUAACUAAUGAGCAUCUUAAUCAAGACCUUGGGUUAGUGACUGCGGAUUCAGAAGGAUGUCUGCAGUUAUGCUUAGUUGAAAUUGCUAAUGGGCUUAGGAAUCCUGUUGCUAUGGUACAUGCAAGUGAUGGAACUCACAGAUUCUUCAUUGCCGAACAAAUUGGUUUAGUCUGGACCUAUUUUCCUGAUUUGUCACGGCUUGAAAAACCAUUUUUGAACAUCAGCGAAGCUGUACUUACCUCGCCAUGGGAAGGGGAUGAGAGAGGAUUCCUAGGCAUUGCCUUCCACCCUAAAUUCAAAUUUAAUGGUAAGGUAUAUGUCUACUAUUCAGUUGAAGUUCAAUAUGAAGAGAGAAUCCGAAUCAGUGAGUUCAGAAUUUCUCCUGGUGACAUGAAUUCAGUGGACCAUGGUUCUGAAAGGAUAAUUCUGGAGAUAGAAGAGCCAGCUUCCAAUCAUAAUGGAGGAGAACUGCUGUUUGGAGAUGAUGGUUAUCUUUAUAUCUUCACAGGAGAUGGAGGAAUGGCUGGUGAUCCUUUUGGGGCAUAUGGAAAUGCUCAAAACAAGUCAGCACUGCUAGGCAAAGUACUCAGAAUCAGCGUGGGAAACAAUGAUGUUGGACCUCUUUAUCAAAUCCCUCCGGACAAUCCCUUCAUCAAUGAAUCAAAAGCCCGACCUGAAGUCUAUGCUUAUGGGGCAAGGAAUAUGUGGCGUUGUUCUUUUGAUAGGGGUGAUCCCAAUACAAAGGAAGGGAAAGGGAGGCUUUUCUGUGGUGAUGUGGGACAGAAUAAAUUUGAAGAAAUUGACAUUGUGGAGAAAGGGAGAAAUUAUGGCUGGAGAGCACGAGAAGGAUUCAGCUGUUAUGACAAAAAACUUUGCAUCAAUUCCUCUUUAGAUGAUGUCCUUCCAAUAUAUGCUUAUCCCCACAAAAUGGGGAAAUCAGUUACAGGAGGUUAUGUCUAUCGAGGUUGCGAGUCUCCAAACUUGAAUGGGCUCUACAUAUUUGGUGAUUUUAUGAGUGGGCGUCUCAUGUCCUUGAAAGAGAAUCACAAAACCGGAGAGUGGCAGUACAAUGAAAUAUGCAUGGGAACAGGCCAAACAUGUAUGUUUCCUGGACUUAUCAACAACUAUUAUCAAUACAUCAUCUCUUUUGCUGAAGAUGAGGCAGGGGAACUUUAUUUCAUGUCAACUAGAAUACCAAGUGCCACCGCUCCAAAUGGAGUCAUUUACAAAAUAGUUGACACAUCACGGAGAGCACCACCUGGAAAAUGCCGUGUUGACCCUUUGCCAGUAAAAGUGAAAGGCAGGCUCAUUAAAUUUGCUCCAAAGGAAAAACUGAUAAUGAGAAUGCCCGCACAGGAUCCUAAGAUAAAAGCCACAACCAGAGUCCCAGCGAGGAGUAAAGUAACUACAGAGUCUACACAAGGCACAACUCCAGACUGGAUGGAACAACUCUUGACUCUGCUUAGGAAUCAGAACGGAUGGCAGAUGACUACUAUAGCACCAAAACCCAAACCUUCAAAGCCCAGGAAAGGAGGAAGGCCUGGGAGGAGACCAUAUCGAAGAAGGAAGAAUAGGCCUUCCAGUGUUGCCCGACAGCCACAGAAUGGUGCAGUCCGACUCAUGAAUGGCAGCACAAGAGGGAGAGACCAAGGAAGGGUUGAAAUUUUUAUCAAUGGCGCGUGGGGCACUGUGUGUGAUGAUUUGUGGACUUCUAAAGCAGCUGCAGUAGUUUGUCGCCAGUUGGGUUAUGCUUUUGUAAUCCGAGCCACCAAGAAAGCAGAGUUUGGGGAGGGUAAUUCACUUUCGAUUUUACUUGAUGAUGUUCAGUGCAUAGGACAUGAGAAGACCCUCCUGGAAUGUUCCCAUGCAGAGAUUGGAAAGCACAAUUGUUCCCACAAAGAGGAUGCAGGAGUGAUAUGCAGUCAAGAAGAAGUUUUUGAGUAGAAAUACCUACAAAAUAGCAUGAGUUUGUGCUGUGACUUUUUAAAAAAAAACAAGACCACAUGAAUACACUGUUAUGGUUAUCAAAUUAGCACAUGGUUUUGGAAAGAUACAUGUCCAUAGGGCAGGCCGGGAUAGUAAUACUUUAGUAUGCCCAUGUGAUACCCCUCCUCACAAGCUGCAGUGGUUAACAGUAUGGUUAGCCAGAUAUCAAAACUUAUUGGGCAUUUUUAUCCACCAAUCAAGUCCUUCCCAAGGGCUUGGCAAAGGCAGGUGUGGGUGUUUGAUGAUGUUAAAAGUAUUGUCACAGGAUGUAAGCUAUUCCGAGUGAAACUGUCUUUUGCAAUUGACCAAUGGUGAUUUUGUCAAUAUCACUGGGGUUCAGAUGGUGCUCCAGUUGUUUUGGGAAAUUGUUUUGGGAUUGCACCCAAGGCACCUAUUACUAUUGGUACUUUCUUUGCUCUCUUUUGCCACAAUCAUUCUAUUUCUGUUUGCAGGUCUUUGUUAUCUUCUCUAUUUCUUUGUUAUCUUCUCUAUUUCUUUCUCUUCUACUUUGCUGCUUCCAGACCUUGUCACAUCCAUUAUCCAGAUUUUUUUUUGGUCUUUCUUCUCAACAAUUGUGAAGUCUGGGGUGUGGCAGGUUCAUGUAGGUUUGAAUUUGAAUUUUAAACUCCCAGAGCAAUUUCACUUCUUCAUUUUCGAUUAUUUCCUCUAUUUUAUGAUCCCACCAAUUCCUUCUUGCAGGCAAAUGAUAUUUUUUCAGGAUCUUCCAAUCCAACAUUGUUGCUACUUGUCCAGUCACCCUGCCUCAGCCCAAGCCACCUUACAGGAUUGUUGUGGGGAAAAUAGGAGGAGGAAGGAAUGUUGAAUAUGUUUGCUGCCUUGAGUUAUUUGUAUAAAUAAUAAAGGCAAGAUAAAAAUAAAGAAAUUAUGAAUGCAAAUCUUCAAGCUUACAGUA